UUCACGGUUACCUUUGCUCAUUUGCAUUACAAUAAAGUCUAGCAUGUAUAUGAGACAAUUUCGGGUUAUUUUGUAGUUUUAGCCCGAAAUUGCCCCGCAUCCACGUUGGAUUACAUUGUAAUGCAAAUGAGAAAAAUUAAUCGUGAAAAAGGCUAUUUCGUGAUUCGCGUCAUGUUAUUUACAUCAGUCAGGGUAUAAUAACGUUGGAUUAUCAUUUAUUAGCAAUAGUGUCUCGCCUGCAUGCGGUCCCUUUAAAUCACAUAACGUCACAGAGAAUCCAAAUAACUUUCACUAAAGUUCUUUUCCGCUGGAUGAAGCUUGCAGUUUUAGGGCCACUGCCCAAGGAAGGCGUUUAAUGUUGUCAAGAAUAUUUUGCAGUCACCACGUGGACUCUUAGUAAGGCAGUCAUGAUCACGCAUGUACUUCUCGGGAUUCUCACUUUCUUUUGGCCUGCAUACCUCACAGCUGCUUACAGUGAUCACAUUAAAAUGAUAUCAAGCCGUCGUGAUUUGGGUCUGAAAGAUGUUGCUAGGGAAAAACAUGUGUUGUCAGAUAACCCUUGCCCAAUGAAAUACACCAAGAUUGGUUGCUAUAACGACAAGAAAAAGGCAUCCAAGAGAGCUAUGGGAGAUCUGUUGUUCCAAGAUCGAAAAAAAGGGAAAUCGUUCAGUGGUCAGAAGAUAGACUGGGAUCACUGGGACACUUAUUUACCUGGUCUUGUUUGUCGAUGUGCGGAAGCUGCAGCCAACAGAGGAUUUGUAUUCUUUGGGAUUCAAUUUUACGGUGAAUGCUGGAGCAGUGCGGACGCGGCUCAGCAUUUUUUCAAGUACCAUUCAAACGACAAAUGCGUGGAUACGGAAUACGAAGCAUGCGACACUGCUAGUGACAAGGCUUGUGCCGGAGUGGCUCACAUGAACUAUGUUUAUGAAAUUGUUCCAAGUUUCCCAGUCGGAAGUGGUGUGGGGCCUCCAAUAAACCCAGAGGAGUACUGAACUGGUCUCCCAAGUGAAUCGAUCAUCAUAAGUCGAGAACGAACUAAUAAACUUGUUAUCAAAAGAGAAAAAAAUGUGAAAUUUUGUUUCCAGUUUGAAAUAUUGGUUUAUGUCGAUGCAUCAUAUAGUCAUAAUACAACUUAUUUCUGUUGCUUCGAUGGAUAGAGGAUAUAUUAAAUUAAAAAUGAAGGAUAUACACCCA
This is a messenger RNA of Orbicella faveolata, 1194 nucleotides long. RefSeq lists its product as uncharacterized. The record is from RefSeq and is a predicted model, not a curated record. NCBI's taxonomy places the organism in Eukaryota, Metazoa, Cnidaria, Anthozoa, Scleractinia, Merulinidae.